AUGUCCAAUCAGCCACUCGACGACAUCCUCAAGACGCGCUGUGAUGGCGAAGUCAUGGACGCUGCUCCGCCUGUCGACGACGUCAAGAAGAUCACUAAGACUGUUGCAAAGCAGACCGGAAAGCACAACAACUUCACUGGAGGAACUACCUCUCGCACGUUGGCCGGCAAGCAGAGCCUACCACACGACCACUACAUACCGAAGACCCGUCACGACAACCGCCCGAACCAUCGUUGUUCCCAUCGCUUCAGAGCCACCACUGCUACUACCCCAGUCGGCGGCGUCAAGAAAACCACCAUGGCGACUUCACUCGAUGAGAUCCUGAGAACCCGCCGUGGCAGCAAGGCCACCGCUGCUGCUCCACCUGCCGGCGGCGUCAAGAAGAUUACUAAGGCCGUUGCAAAGCAGACCAGAAAGCACAAAUCGCUCAACGGUAUCCUGAAGACUCGCCGCGACAACCGCCCGAACCGUCGUCGUCGCCAUCGCGGUAAAGCAACCGCUGCUCCUCCACUUGCCGGCGGCGUCAAGAAGAUUACUAAGGCUGCCACGAAGCCUACCGGAAAGCCCAUUUUGCCACUCGACGACAUCCUAAAGACCCGCCGUUGCGACAAGGCUACCGCUGCUGCUCCGCCCUCCGUCGACGGCGUCAGAAAGAUCACCAAGGCUGCCGUAAAGCAGACCGGAAAACACAACUCGCUCGACGACAUCGUGAAGACCCCCUGUUGCACCCGCCGUGGCAACCGCACGAACGAACGUCGUCGCCAUCGCCGUGAACUUACCGCUGCUGCUCUGUCCGUCGUCGGCGGCGUCAAGAAGAUUACUUUGGCUGUCGCGAAGAAGGCCGGAAAGCAAACUUCCUUCCUGGAGUUGUGA
Mytilinidion resinicola is the source of this 873-nucleotide messenger RNA. RefSeq lists its product as uncharacterized. The coding region runs from base 1 to 873 and encodes 290 amino acids. The record is from RefSeq and is a predicted model, not a curated record. The transcript is spliced from 4 exons. NCBI's taxonomy places the organism in Eukaryota, Fungi, Ascomycota, Dothideomycetes, Mytilinidiales, Mytilinidiaceae.